Aspergillus welwitschiae is the source of this 348-nucleotide messenger RNA. RefSeq lists its product as uncharacterized. The transcript is spliced from 3 exons. Lineage: Eukaryota; Fungi; Ascomycota; Eurotiomycetes; Eurotiales; Aspergillaceae. The record is from RefSeq and is a predicted model, not a curated record. The coding region runs from base 1 to 348 and encodes 115 amino acids.
AUGUCCUUCCUCACCCCCAUCCGCGCAACCACCCUCCGCCUCUCCCGCCCUGCCUAUGCCUACACCUCUGCAGCAGCCCUCCACACCAGCAUUCCCCGCCCAGGUCUGAAGGAAUCCGAUCACAACCGUGAAGACCUUGGCAGCAUCUACGAAGCCGAGAAACACGACCAACUGAAAAGCACCAAGGAGGGUAAGGCGAAGUGGAAGCAGGAAAUCGCUAGUGAUAGUGAGGCGUCGGUCAAGGCCGAUCGCGGCGAAGUGGACAGUGACGACAAGAACUUCGGAGCCAUGCAGGAACGGACGAAAGGGUUGCCGAAUAGGGAUGGGCCCGUGAACAAGACUCAAUAA